Meloidogyne enterolobii is the source of this 457-nucleotide messenger RNA. The record is from the annotation of a GenBank genome assembly. NCBI's taxonomy places the organism in Eukaryota, Metazoa, Nematoda, Chromadorea, Rhabditida, Meloidogynidae.
UUUCAGUUAUUUUAUGCAACAUUUAUUUUCUCGAAGACACACUAACAACCAAUUCAAUACUUCAAAUAACCAAUUAACACCAACACCUGUCCAACAACGUUUUUCUGGAACAAUAUCAACUUCUAUAGGAGCACAGGAUUCUUCUGUAAUGGACUCUUUAGGUUCUUUAGAAGAUGAAAAGGAAGGAAUUUUAAUUUCAGAAGAAUGGGGAAGGUCUUCCAGACUUCAAAAAAAUUUAUUAAUAAAUCAAAAUUUAAAAUUAACUUCGAAUAUAUUUGCAAAAAGUGAAGAAGAUGAAGAUGAGGAAAUUGAUGGGGAAGAGGAUUUAAAUGCUUUUCUUGAAGAUAAUAAUGAAAGAAAUAUUUUAAAAACAAAUUCAAAAAAUUUAAAUGAAGGAGCUAAACAAGAACAAAAUAAUAAUAAUCAAUUAUCACAUCCUUUAGUUAGUGUUGUGUGA